UUUUUACAAAACCAGACUUCAGUUUCCGAGCUCCUCCGUUAAUUCUCCGCAGACGACAUCAUCUUCUCCAUCUCCAACCUACACUCCUCACCUGUAAUAAUGGCGACUAGGUACUGGGUCGUCUCCCUCCCCGUUCCGACCUCUGCAUCGUCUCUAUGGAGUCGCCUUCAGGAAUCCAUCUCCAAACACUCCUUCGACACUCCUCUCUACAGGUUCAAUACUCCGGAUCUUCGCGUUGGAACUCUCGAUUCUCUUCUGUCUCUCAGUGACGAUCUUCUGAAGUCGAAUAGCUUUGUCGAGGGAGUGACUCACAAGAUACGGCGUCAGAUCGAGGAGUUGGAGAGGGGUUCGGGCGGUGAGAGUAAUGCUUUGACAGUGGAUGGGGUUCCUGUUGAUUCCUACUUGACGAGGUUCGUGUGGGAUGAGGCGAAGUACCCUACAAUGUCUCCUCUCAGGGAGAUUGUGGAUGGCAUUCAUGUACAAGUAGCUAAGAUUGAGGAUGAUCUUAAGGUUCGUGUUGCUGAGUAUAACAAUGUACGCAGUCAGCUUAAUGCCAUAAACAGAAAGCAAACUGGAAGCUUAGCUGUACGUGAUCUGUCCAACUUAGUGAAGCCGGAGGAUAUUAUUACUUCAGAACACUUGGUGACGCUCCUUGCUGUUGUUCCUAAGUAUUCACGGAAGGAUUGGUUAUCAAGCUAUGAAACACUUGCCACCUAUGUGGUCCCCAGGUCAUCCAAGAAGUUGCACGAGGACAAUGAAUAUGCUCUCUAUACUGUAACUAUAUUUGGUCGUGUUGCUGACAAUUUUAAGACUAGCGCACGAGAGAGAGGUUUUCAAAUUCGUGAUUUUGAAUAUAGUCCAGAAACACAAGAGAGUAGGAAGCAGGAGUUGGAAAAACUGAUGCUAGAUCAGGACACGAUUAGAACCUCUCUUUUGCAAUGGUGCUAUACCAGUUAUGGGGAGGUCUUCAGCUCCUGGAUGCACUUUUGUGCUGUACGUGUCUUUGCAGAGAGCAUUCUGAGAUAUGGAUUGCCACCAUCUUUCUUAUCAGUGGUAUUGGCACCUUCUGUUAAAAGCGAAAAGAAAGCACGCUCAAUCCUAGAAGGUCUGUCUGACAGUGCUAACAGCACAUACUGGAAAUCCGAAGAUGAACUUGGAGGUAUGGGCAGCCUAGGAGGUGAUGCUGAUUCUCAUCCUUACGUCUCCUUCACCAUAAAUCUAGUCUGAGCAUAAUCAUUCCCCUGUCACCAUCCAUUUAAAAUCCCAUGUUCGGUUUCAUCAGCCUGCGAUAAUGUCAGAGAUUGGAGUUAUUGUAUAGCAGCCUAAAUUACCUGAUUUUUUUAGCUUAGUUAAUGUUCACUGCUUAUGUGUCUUUCCUUGCAAAAUCUAGUAUUGCUGAUUGAGGCAGAUGCUAUUUGCCUGGAAAAAACUGUAUCAGAAAACUGUACUUCAUUUAUCAACCAUUGAAGGAUUUAAGGUGAAAAUAAUCAUAAUUGUGAAAUUUAAACUACUAUCAAGUUCUGUUGUAAUCUUCAGCAAUAAAAUUUAUGGUGUUGAUGUUGUACAA
Molecule: messenger RNA, 1567 nt
Organism: Vitis riparia (riverbank grape)
Lineage: Eukaryota; Viridiplantae; Streptophyta; Magnoliopsida; Vitales; Vitaceae
Product: V-type proton ATPase subunit C-like
Exons: 11
Coding region: 100-1227 (375 amino acids)
Biological process (GO): proton transmembrane transport
Cellular component (GO): vacuolar proton-transporting V-type ATPase, V1 domain
Molecular function (GO): proton-transporting ATPase activity, rotational mechanism
Source: RefSeq, a predicted model, not a curated record